GGCUAGUGUUCCUGGAAGCACGGUCCUCGCGCAUGCUUAAGACCCUUGAACCAGGACUUGGUGGAAUUUUCUUGUGAGACAAAGGGGGAUACAAAAUGAUGGAUGAUAUAAAAAAUGUCCAGGAUGUUAAAGAGUACCCUGACACAGACAUGCAGAAAAACCGAGUACUAACUCUGGAAGAUUGGCAAGAAAAGUGGGUGGACCACAAAAUCGGAUUUCACCAAGAGCAAGGCCAUCAGCUGUUAAAGAAGCACUUAGAUGCUUUCCUUCAAGGCGAGACGGGGCUGAGGGUGUUUUUCCCUCUUUGCGGAAAAGCAGUGGAGAUGAAGUGGUUUGCUGACCGAGGACACUACGUUGUUGGUGUAGAGAUCAGUGAACUGGGAAUACGGGAAUUUUUUGCGGAACAGAAUAUUUCUUACUCAGAAGAAGCCAUUGAGGAAAUUCCUGGUGCCAAAGUAUUUAAGAGUUCUUCAGGAAACAUAUCUCUGUACUGCUGCAGUUUUUUCGACCUGCCCAGAGUCAAUGUCGGCACUUUUGACCGGAUUUGGGAUCGAGGCGCGUUGGUUGCAGUUAAUCCCGGGGAUCGUAAACGCUACACAGACAUCAUGCUGUCCCUCGGCAAAAAGAGGUUCCAGUAUCUCUUGGCUGUUCUUAUUUAUGAUCCAACCAAACAUGCAGGUCCCCCAUUCUAUGUUCCAGAUGCUGAAGUCAGAAAUUUGUUUGGUUCAGUCUGUAACAUUCAGUCUCUGGAGACGGUUGAUGCCUUGGAAGAAAGGCAUAAAAACUGGGGACUCGACUCUUUUGUUGAGAAGUUGUAUUUACUGACGCCAAAGUAAGCACAGGCCCGCAUGGAGCCAUCUUGGUUCUCCUCCCCAGCACCUCAUGGUCCCCUGAGGUCUGCCAGGAAGGACCCCCAAGCACCUGCAGGGGAUGGCUCAAACCCCAAAUAAAAAAGGAUUCUACUGCCUUUGGGCGGGGGGGGG
Suncus etruscus (white-toothed pygmy shrew) is the source of this 983-nucleotide messenger RNA. It is a transcript of the gene TPMT, whose product is annotated as thiopurine S-methyltransferase. Gene Ontology annotation, molecular function: thiopurine S-methyltransferase activity. The transcript is spliced from 9 exons. Lineage: Eukaryota; Metazoa; Chordata; Mammalia; Eulipotyphla; Soricidae. The record is from RefSeq and is a predicted model, not a curated record. Bases 96 to 836 code for a protein of 246 amino acids.